Molecule: messenger RNA, 603 nt
Organism: Brassicogethes aeneus
Lineage: Eukaryota; Metazoa; Arthropoda; Insecta; Coleoptera; Nitidulidae
Source: the annotation of a GenBank genome assembly
AUGAUCCAACAGGUGCUAUUUUUCCUAUUUUCAUCUUUUAUCCAUGUUUAUGCUGGAUACCAACAAAAUUACAAUAAUUUCAAUAAUUACUACAAUGGAGGAUAUGGUGGUAGUGCAGUUUCCAGUGCUUAUGUUACACAGUAUACACCAUCUUACUCAAAUUACCCUCUUAGAUUUAAUGGACAUAAUCAUGAAGCUCCGACAUAUCAAAAUACUCAUGUAGAGCACCAUCAGGUUGCUCUUGGAUAUCAACCUGGAUACCAAUCAUACCCACCUAAUUAUCAAUCGGCAUAUCCACAGAUUAACCAUGGAUAUGGUAACCAAGAAUUUCAUGGAUAUAAUCCUGGUCAUAAAAAUUAUCAUUAUCCUGACACUCCAGCCAAAUAUCAAUUUAAAUACGGGGUUGAAGACCCUCUAACUGGCGACAAAAAAGCCCAUCACGAAGUAAGGGAUGGUGAUGUAGUGAAAGGAUCAUAUUCUCUAGUUGAAGCUGAUGGCUCCGUAAGAACCGUGGAAUAUACUGCCCAUCCUCAUCAUGGUUUUAGUGCUGUCGUACAUAAAUCUGGGCAAGAAUCUGUUGCAUUUGGAAAACAUCACUAUUAA